Molecule: messenger RNA, 933 nt
Organism: Neltuma alba
Lineage: Eukaryota; Viridiplantae; Streptophyta; Magnoliopsida; Fabales; Fabaceae
Product: probable 3-beta-hydroxysteroid-Delta(8),Delta(7)-isomerase
Exons: 4
Coding region: 59-730 (223 amino acids)
Biological process (GO): sterol biosynthetic process
Cellular component (GO): endoplasmic reticulum; membrane
Molecular function (GO): steroid Delta-isomerase activity; C-8 sterol isomerase activity; cholestenol delta-isomerase activity
Source: RefSeq, a predicted model, not a curated record
UCCUAGCCUAAUCCUCCGCGAGGCCGUUGUUGGCUCGUCGCAGCAGAGAACGGCGCGGAUGGGUGAAUUUCUACAUAGUCAUCCUUAUGUACCAACGGACCUGAUUCUUCCUGGUUUUGUUCCGUGCUUCCUCUCUCAGUCUACCAUUCUUGCAGUCUAUGGCAUCGCUUCACUGGCCGUCGUCUCCUCCGUCUGGAUCUUCUCCGGAUACCUUCCCAAGAUAACAAAAAGUGAUCGAUUUUUAAUGUGCUGGUGGGCCUUUACAGGCCUCACACACUUGAUACUUGAGGGUUAUUUUGUUUUCUCACCAAAAUUUUACCAGGAUAAGACUGGUUGCUACCUGGCUGAAGUUUGGAAGGAAUACAGCAAAGGGGAUUCAAGGUAUGCUGCGAGGGAUGCAGGUAUUGUUGCUGUUGAAGGCAUAACAGCAGUUUUAGAGGGUCCAGCUAGCCUUCUUGUGGUAUAUGCAAUAGCUUGUGGAAAGUCAUAUAGCUAUAUACUUCAGUUUGCCAUCUCUUUGGGACAGCUAUAUGGAGCUGUUGUUUAUUUUACCACAGCAAUAUUGGAAGGUGAUAAUUUCUCUGCAAACCAGUUUUACUACUUCACAUAUUAUAUUGGCGCAAAUGCUUCUUGGCUUGUUAUACCCUUGCUUAUUGCCAUUCGCUCUUGGAGGAAGACUAGUGCUGCAUUUCAGGUCCAAGGACAGACAAAAAAGGCAAAAGUUCGCUGAUGCAGACUGCAAAUGAUCUGUUUUAAACUUUUAAUGAUCCUGUAGUUUUAAUGAUUUAUAGUGAGAAGUUUGGGACGGGAAAGAAUGUUUGGAUAUUCAAGACAGAUCUUUGGAUAUUAAAUAUUAUUCCAGACAUCUGUAAGAACUGCAUCGGUUCAUUCUUAUAUUGCUCAUCUACCAGGUCCCCAAAAAAAAAAAAAAAC